Messenger RNA from Drosophila erecta, 1201 nucleotides. RefSeq lists its product as uncharacterized. NCBI's taxonomy places the organism in Eukaryota, Metazoa, Arthropoda, Insecta, Diptera, Drosophilidae. The transcript has a single exon. The coding region runs from base 155 to 1165 and encodes 336 amino acids. The record is from RefSeq and is a predicted model, not a curated record.
UGGGUAAGGCCCAUAGUUGGGAUUCGUUGACAUAAUCCGAGCAAUACACAGUGUAUUUAUGUAAUCUGGGAUCCAUAUAAAGUCCGAAUGCAAAGCGAAUUAAAGACAGUUGCUGAUAGUCUCUUGUGAAUACAUUUGUCCACUUCAUAAAAAAAUGCUUGGGAUAAGAGUGCUAGUGGCGUAUAAUAUCAUUUUAUAUGGCAGUUUCCAUGGAGAGUGUGCUGCCAUACACAAAGAUAAUACAUUUAACUCAACAGAUGAAGCUUCAAAAAACUCCCUUAUUCAAGCUCAAUCGAUAGGGAGAAUCGUAAACCGCUCAAGUCAUAAGGAAAUUAAUCAGAACAUCCUGCCACCGCCAAGUUAUAUAGGUGAUAUAACUCGUACAUCGAGUGCUGAUCAGGAAGACCCUGGUCCCCAUGAUGUACCCCAAAUACUUGCUGCUCCAGAGCAGAAGAUCGAUGGAAACCCAGCAGCCACUCAUAUAAAGUACGGAUCGCAAAUAAACACUCAAUCAGAUUUUCAAUUGCAAAUACAACACCCACGGCCAGUUCAGCACAUACAUUACCACUACAUUGUGCCCAAUACCACACCAAAACCGACCAUAAGUUAUGUGGCUCAAGCUCAAUCUGACUUCAACGCCCACAAUGCCUAUUCAGAAGGUCAAGCAUACUCGUCAAUCGACCCUCGGCCAUCACACAUCAUUGGAAACAAUCUGCAGCAUAGCAAUCGAGUUGUGCCUUUAUACACAGCGGUGGCCCAUGGUGGAUUCCCUUACGAUUCGCCGGAUGAGCACCAGGGUCAGGCAUCUGAAAAUACAUCGGUCUACGAAUUCAGAGAUCCUGGCAAGACUGUAGAAGAUGACUUCCACAGAGAGGAGGCUUUACUGAAAACAAGCUCGGAGUUAUCCAUAAACCCGCCAAUUUCUGACCAUCAAGUGGAUGCAGUUAGCCCAAUUUCGAAUCAGACGGAAGUUUACUUUAUUAAGUACUACAACAAAACUGCCACUUCACCUGAAUCCCAGACCGUAAGUGAUACUUCAAGUGAGGUUUCAGACGGCAGUGGCCUAAUAGACAUUAGGUUAGGUAUUUCUGAAAUUCUGGAUAAGGAAAUAAAGAGUACCACUCCAUCUAAUGGGUACUCAGCAUACAACGUUCCAUUGAAUUAGCACACAACUUAAGAAUGUAAAUUAUUCAAAACUUAA